UCCCAAGACUCACUCACUCACUCUAACAACCCCUAACCUCGAUUUCCGUUCCUUUUCUCUCCCAAAAAACAAAAACAAAAAAAAACACCAUCAUCAUGGAAUCUCGCAAAUUAGCGGCGCUACUUUCUUCCUUAGUUUCUCAACUCCUCUUAAUCCUUCUCCUCAUUUUCCCUCCCAAUUCUCUCCACCCUAAUUCCUUCCACUCCAAUUCCACCGAUUCCACAACUUUCUCUCUCAUCCAUCACUUCCUCUUUUCUCAACAAACCGCCGUCACAACCACCCUCUCCCGCAAACGUAAACGCCCCAAACACCACCACCGUCUCAUCCCUAACCCUGAUUGGUUCCCUAAUACCUUCCUCAUGACCUCUUCAACGUUCGAAUGGUUAACCAAUUUACUCGAACCACUUCUUGAAUGUCGUGAUCCUUCUUACCUUUUCCCUCUUAACCUCUCCGCCGGUGUUCGUCUCGGUAUCGGUCUCUUCCGUCUCGCUAACGGUUCUGAUUAUACCCAAAUUUCUAAUCAAUUUAACGUUCCUGUUUCUGCAGCCAAAUUCUGUGUUAAACAACUCUGUAGAGUCCUCUGUACCAAUUUUCGUUUCUGGAUUUCCUUCCCUAACGGAAACGAGGAGCUUAAAUCCGUUGCACAAAAUUUCGAAUCACUCUCUGGUUUGCCUAAUUGUUCCGGCGUUGUUUUCUGCUCUCGCUUUGAAAUUUCAUCUUCAUCACCAUCAUCCCAACAACACCAGCAAAAACAAUCCACAAUUGCAGCUCAGAUAGUUGUUGAUUCCACAUGCAGAAUUCUCAGCAUUGCCGCCGGGUUUUUCGGUCAUAGAACUGAUUCUACCAUUCUUAAAGGUUCCAGUUUGUUUAAUGAUAUAGAAGAAGGAAAUCUUUUGAAUGAUUCUUCUGUUAAAGGGGUUAAUCAGUAUUUGAUUGGUGAUUCUGAGUAUCCUUUACUUCCUUGGCUUAUGGUACCUUUUGCUGAUAAUGUGACUGUUUCUGGUUCUGUGGAAGAGAAUUUCAAUGCUGCUCAUGAACUAAUGCGGAUUCCGGCUUUUAAAACUGAUGCUAGUUUGAGGAAAUGGGGUGUUCUCAGUCGGCCUGUUUGCGAGGAAAUUAAGAUGGCUGUGGCUUAUAUCGGUGCUUGUUCGAUUCUUCAUAAUAGUUUGUUGAUGAGGGAGGAUUUUUCUGCUUUGGUUAGUGAUUUUGAACAUGAGAGGAAAAGUGUGAAUCCUUUUGUAUUGGAGGAUGAUCCUUUAAAGACUUCGAAGGCUUUAGCGAUGAGGGCAACAUUGGCGACUAUGGCAAAGAAAAUUAGUUAGUUCAGUUCGGUUCAGAUUCUAAAUUGGUGGGGGAAAAGGUAUACUGAUUCAUGAUGUUUCAAGAUAUAGGCAAUUUUGCAGCUUUCACACUUGUUAAUUUGUGUGGUCGCGGUAAUGUAAAUACUGCUUCUUGAGCAUUUCAUAGUUAUAAUUUUUUGAGGAUAUUCAUAUUUGUUGUUUACAAGUCUUUUGAUAAUGUUAUAGAUUUAAUUAGAUUGGUUU
Trifolium pratense (red clover) is the source of this 1544-nucleotide messenger RNA. RefSeq names its product protein ALP1-like. The record is from RefSeq and is a predicted model, not a curated record. Lineage: Eukaryota; Viridiplantae; Streptophyta; Magnoliopsida; Fabales; Fabaceae. Bases 96 to 1322 code for a protein of 408 amino acids. The transcript has a single exon.